Messenger RNA from Penicillium coprophilum, 303 nucleotides. RefSeq lists its product as uncharacterized. Bases 1 to 303 code for a protein of 100 amino acids. The transcript has 3 exons. The record is from RefSeq and is a predicted model, not a curated record. NCBI's taxonomy places the organism in Eukaryota, Fungi, Ascomycota, Eurotiomycetes, Eurotiales, Aspergillaceae.
AUGUCGGAGAUCUGGUACCACCUGACGGGGUCGCAUAGGACAGGACUAAGCCCGAAGCUACAUUCUGCUCCCUCCCUAGCUUAUGCAGAUUUGACCCACGGCGCCACAUGGGGAUCGCGCUCGCCACUCCCCUCAGUGGAGCACUUGAGUACAUGCGACGAAAGGAUUGAGCCGAAGGGAAGAUUCGAGGGCAGCAUAUGGACCUUACGGACGUUGAGCGACAGAGUCCUACUCGCGAGCCCGGGGAGGUGGAUGACUGCAGAUAGAAUUCCAGAGCUGGACAGUGAGUCAGUGACCCCCUAG